Molecule: messenger RNA, 4931 nt
Organism: Eleginops maclovinus (Patagonian blennie)
Lineage: Eukaryota; Metazoa; Chordata; Actinopteri; Perciformes; Eleginopidae
Gene: pdpr
Product: pyruvate dehydrogenase phosphatase regulatory subunit
Exons: 18
Coding region: 132-2810 (892 amino acids)
Cellular component (GO): mitochondrion; mitochondrial matrix; cytoplasm
Molecular function (GO): protein binding; oxidoreductase activity
Source: RefSeq, a predicted model, not a curated record
CCGGAAGUAGCUGUUGACAUUGGUACUAACUGCAGUACCAUAACAAGACUUUCUGUGAAAUACAGUACACUAUUGACUUCUGUUUGAAGGAUAUCAACACGCCUGGAUUUGUCUGAUACGAAGGCACAGCUAUGUGCAGCUGUGUGCGGAGCUCCAGGGCUCUGUCCCCCGUCCUGCGCCCCGGGCUGCUGCUCCCUCAGACGGGGUACAGACUGGCCGGCAGGGGCCUCUGGACCUCCCCGCACUGCAUGGCUGUCGGGGGGGACUCCACGCUGCUGCCACUGCCCAGCCAGGCCCGGGUGGUGAUCUGUGGAGGGGGGAUCGUGGGAUCAUCUGUAGCCUUCCACCUCGCCAAACUGGGCUGGACUGAUAUAGUGCUGCUGGAGCAGGGCAGACUUGGUGCAGGAACAACACGACUGUGCGCCGGCAUUGUCAGCGUGGCCAAGCCUAUUUCCAUCGAGUGUCAGAUGGCAAACUACUCCAAUGGUCUCUACCGGGGCCUGGAGGAGGAGACCGGAGUCAAAACAGGUUAUGUGAAGACAGGCUCUCUGUGUCUGGCCCAAAAUCAGGACCGCUUCCUCUCUCUGAAGCGCCUGGCAUCCCGACUGAAGGUCAUGGGGAUCAGCUGUAACGUCAUUAAGCCCAAAGAGGUGGCUAAACUCCACCCUCAUGUUAACAUUCAUGACCUGGUGGGGGCGCUGCACCUGCCCGGAGACUCUGUGGUUUCUCCGCCUGACAUCAACCACGCCCUGGCUGUAGCUGCAGCUGCACAUGGGGUCCAGAUCCUGGAGCGGACCACAGUGCAGCAGGUUCUGGUGGAGAAGGGUCAGGUGACGGCAGUGGAGACUGAUCGGGGGUCCAUCGAGUGUGAAUACUUUGUCAACUGUGCUGGACAGUGGGCGUACGAGCUGGGUCAGGCGAGUGAGGUGAAGGUGUCGAUUCCUCUCCAUGGCUGUGAACACUUCUACCUCCUCACCAAGCCUCUGCAGGAGCCUCUGCCCCUCGACACGCCAGUGUUGAUGGAUAUGGACGGCAGGAUCUAUGCGCGGCCCUGGCAGGGGGGCGUUCUGUCGGGGGGGUUUGAGAAGAACCCCAAACCCAUCUUCACUGAGGGCCGCAACCAGCUGGAGAUCCAGAACAUGCAGGAAGACUGGGACCACUUCGAGCCGAUGCUCAGUGCCUUGCUGAGGCGGAUGCCGAGUCUGGAGGCGGCUGAGAUCCAUCAGCUGGUCAACUGCCCCGAGUCCUUCACCCCCGACAUGCGCUGCCUGAUGGGGGAGACGCCGGGGAUCUCGGGGUACUACGUGCUGGCCGGGAUGAACUCCUCCGGCCUGGCCUUCGCUGGAGGAGCUGGAAAGUACCUGGCGGAGUGGAUGACGUACGGUUACCCCACCGCCAACGUCUGGCCGCUGGACAUCAAACGCUUCGGAAACCUGCAGAGCAGCCGCACCUUCCUCAGACACCGAGUGAUGGAGGUCAUGCCCCUGCUGUACGAGCUUAAGGUUCCUCGCUGGGACUUCCAGACGGGCCGGCAGCUGAGGACCAGCCCUCUGUACGACCGCCUGGACACACAGGGAGCUCGCUGGAUGGAGAAGCACGGAUUUGAACGGCCCAAAUACUUUGUUCCUCAUGGGAAAGAUCUGCUGGCUCUGGACCAGAGUAAAACCUUCUACAAGCCCGACUGGUUCGACAUCGUCGGAUCAGAAGUGAAAUGCUGCAAAGAGGCCGUCUGCGUCAUCGACAUGUCCUCCUUCACCAAGUUUGAGCUGAGUUCCACCAACGACCAAGCUCUGGAUCUGCUGCAGCACCUGUGCGCCAACGACCUGGACGUCCCCGUGGGACACAUCGUCCACACCGGCAUGCUGAACGAGCGGGGGGGCUACGAGAAUGACUGCAGCGUGGUGCGCGUCAGCAAGAACAGCUUCUUCAUCGUGUCUCCCACAGACCAGCAGGUCCACUGUUGGUCCUGGAUAAAGAAGCACAUGCCCAACGACCCACACCUCCACCUGGAGGACGUCAGCUGGAAGUACACCGCUUUGAACCUGAUUGGUCCUCGUGCUAUGGAUGUUCUGGCUGAGCUGUCGUAUGUUUCCAUGACUCCUGACCAUUUCCCCUCCAUGUUCUGCAAGGAGAUGAGCGUCGGCUAUGCUAACGGGAUCAGAGUGAUGAGUAUGACCCACACAGGAGAGCCAGGCUUCAUGCUCUACAUCCCCAUCGAAUACGCUCUGCACGUCUACAACGAGGUAAUAUCCGUGGGUCAGAAGUACGGGAUCCGUAACGCCGGGUACUACGCCCUGCGCAGCCUCCGCAUCGAGAAGUUCUUCGCCUUCUGGGGUCAGGACCUGGACGCCUUCACCACGCCGCUGGAGUGCGGACGAGAGUUCAGGGUCAAGUUCGACACGGAGACGGACUUCAUGGGUCGCGAGGCGUUGCUGCAGCAGCGGCAGGACGGCGUGUUCCGGCGCUUCGUCAUGCUGGUUCUGGAGGACCACGACACGGAGCUGGACCUGUGGCCCUGGUGGGGCGAGCCUGUCUACCGUAACGGGCAGCUGGCCGGCACCACCACCAGCAGCGCCUACAGCUACACCCUGGAGCGCCACGUCUGCCUGGGCUUCGUGUCGCCGCCCCCGGGUCCGGAGGGGUUGCCCACCCCCAUCACGCCGGACUUCAUCAACCGCGGGGACUACGAGGUGGACAUCGCCGGGCAGCGCUACCCGGCCAAAGCCAAACUCUACCCCUUCAGCUCGCUCUUCUCCCAGCAGAAACGCCGCAAGGAGGACAUGGAGCUCAGCAACCUGCAGGGGAAGUGAGGUGGAGAAACCCCUCACCCCGACAUCCAACACUCCUCUGUCGUCUUUCCAACCCAGUUUAGAUUCAACCCCCCAGGCAUUCUCUCUCUAUUGACCACGACUCUGCGGGUCGCUAAAACACGUUGUAGUUUGAUCAGAAGUCUUUUAGAAAAUGACCCGACUUCACCCAUGAUUUGUUAUCUGAAUCAGCACUUCCCCUAUUAGUCUAAUGUCUAAAAUGAUAGUUUCAAGUCGUCUUCAGGACAGAAUCAUGCGCUUUAGGGCUGUGCUACUUUGUGAUUGACAGCUCAGUCUCAACCUUUUUUACAGUUUGUGUUUCAGUUUAUGUAAUAUUUCUGUCUCCUUUACUGUCCCGCUCAGGGUUUGGUUGCAACUGGCUCACAGGAAGUGCACUUUGGACUUUGAUGCAAAUGUUCACUGGCCAAACGGCGGUACUGCAACUUAUGUGUCGGACCAUGACGUCAGUGGGCCCAAAAAGCCUUUUCCCCAUCGACCUACAUCGGGAAAGAGACGUCAGUAAAAUCAGCGUAUCAGUUUUUUGGAGCUGAUACAGAGCUAAAAGUUGUGAAAGCUGAAUCGUUUCUGUAUCGUAGACGUGAUUACACUUCGUGGUUAAAUCUCAGCUGGGUUGGAAAAUCGACCGGCGCCUCCUCCACUCCUCCUGCUACAUAUCUCCUCCUCUCCUCGCAGCGGGCCGUGUGCAAAAUCACUCCUCGCCUCCUAUCCAACCCCCACCGCUGCAGAAGUGCAAUAUUCACUGGCACCAAUUUCUCAGAUUAAAUUAGAUUCACUUUAUUAAUCCCAAACUGGGGAUUGAUUCAUUCCACCAGCAUGUAACCAAGGCUUUGCACAUGAUUUAAAUCAUAUAAUAAAACAUAUCGACAGCAGAAAGAUAUGGAAAGUAUUUACUAUAUAAAAUAUACAGAGAAACAAUGUUAUGACUAUAAACAUAUCAACUGUAGUAUACUUAUCUAUAUAUCUAAAUAUAGUCUCAUUUCAAAUAUACAGAAUAACUCUUUUAUUGUUGUAACGUAUUUUGUAUGUUUCAUUUUGUGUAUUCUGCAGAAAAUGUCAUUCUGUAUAUUUUAUACCGUGUAUUAAAUAGGUUAAUAUCCAUAUUAAAUCAACAUAGAAAUACACCGAAUAAUUUAGUAUUUGUAAUUAGUUUUUGUUAGUUCUGUAUAUUUUAUAUUUCGACUCUUUUAGAUAUUUCAUUUUCGGUAGAUUUUCAUCUCGCCUUGUUUACAUGCUGCUGCAACAAAUCAACUCCCCGUGUUUUGGAUAAAUGUAAUGCAGUCUAAAUGCUCGUGCUGUGUCAGAUGCAGCAUGACUGACCCUCCUGUAUAUUCUGCAGUUUGCUUCACACUCAAUCAGUGCCUUUGUGCAGGCAUCAACACUGUGUUCACUUUAACGCGUCACCAGGGAUUUAAAGGGGAUGUUAAAACAUAAAAGAGGGAUGAGAAUCUUCUCCUGUAGUCGUUAAGCGUCUGUAGGUUCAUAUAAAUGUAGAUUAAGGUCGAUGCUGAUGUGCAAAAUGAAGUCGUUAUUGUGAAACCUGUGAGUGAUGUGGCCUACUUUGUAUCCUUUACUAGGGCUGCAACUACAAUUACUUUCUGGAUGAUUUGAUUAUUAUUUGGGCUUUAAUGUGAGCAAAUAGGGAAAAAUGUUUCUGUAAUCUCAAGGUGAUGUCUUAAACUGCUAAAUCAGCCAAAGAUAUUAAAUUAAAUAUGAAAAUCUACAUAUUUGAGGCUGAAAAUUGCUUUUUUUUGCGUAUCAAAAACCAGACUUAUCCUUUGAGCUCUUUACUUUAUACUCUCCACUUCCACUACACUCUUAUAAGUAGCCCCAUGAACUCCUCUUGUAGUGUUUUAAAGCUUCCCAGGGUCUCCAAUAAAUCCUCAAGAUGAAUCAAAAUAAGUCAUGCUUGUGGAAAUGUACUUACAGUGAUUUGAUCCGCUCUGUUAUUUAUGUUUGUGUGGUCGUCUUGAAGCACCUUGGCCCCGUUGUUGUUCCCUGAUGUGUUGAGUGUGUGAUGUUUUUUCGGAGUCUAACGUUGCCUGAUGUUUGUGUAAAGGACUUCAUCGCAAGGUUGAAAUAAAGCAAUGUAUUUUUGUACAGCGA